AUGUGAUAGACCGUAUUUAUGCUGCACUUAAGAAGAAAACAUACAAAGAAGACACUGAUUAGUUUGUCUGUGCUGAAGCUGAGAGACACACACACAGCUACAGAGAUGAGUCUAGGUGCUGGAAGUGGAGGGAGUCUCCCAAGGCUCAGAGAAGUCAUGAGAAGGCAGAAGAGAGAUUCGGAUCCCAAUCUCGAUGCCCCAAGUCUAGAUUUCGAGUAUUCCGAUUCUGAUCUGCUUGUAAAUGAAAUUUCUGAGCUUUAUUCGUACUCUGAGAACUCAGAAUUCGAGACGACCCGGUCUCUGUUCCAUUCCGGACUGGAGUCUGUGUUUGGACCUGAGACAACAGAUUGGAACAAGUUGACUGAAACACAGAAGAAGAAUUUCGUGAUGGUCAUGCUCGAUAAAUACGAGGUGGUGGGUGCGCAGGAUCGUGUGUUGGCAGUGCGGAGUCUCCUCUACCUCUCCAUGGGUAACUAUGAGCCUGGGUUGGAACAGGAAGACUUGUUCAUGGCCUCAAGGGAGAACGUUUUCUUGCUGCUGGACUUAGGUGUGUACGAGGGCACGGUUGAGCUGCUCCGGCUUGAGAUGGAAAGGGGGCGUGGCAGUUUUGACGGGUCGAGGGCUAACAUCACGGUUGCAGACAAUCUCAGUCUCAGAGUGAUCCUAAGCCUCCUGUACGUGCUCCUAGAGACGGCUCGACACGAGGACCCGACAGACCCCCCACAGUGGGAGGCUCUCCGGACAUCGUUCCUCUCUGGACUAGAAACUCUCGUCAGUUCCAACGACACGCUCACAUCACUCUUAUUCUCCAUGUUGCUCAGUUUCUGCAAUGGUAGUAUGCCGCACUACCCGGUCAAGAAAAUACUUCUCCUAUUGUGGAAGUCUUGCCUGGCUAUGCUGGGAGGCUCGAAGCAGUUGAGAAUGCUGAAGAGAGAUGCGAGGGAGAGGGUGGGCCUGGAACCAGUGUUCCCUGAGAAUAGACCAGCCAGGCCUCUUAUAGUACCCUCACCAAAUUAUGACCCCAGAGCUAAUAUGCCGUCUGAACCGCCCCGUGUGUUGGACAGGCCACUCUCACAGGUUAGCGACACUGACGGGAUGGGAGAAGUGUGCUCGGGAGGAAAAUCACUUGAGUUUCGGCCCAAGGCACACAAGAAAGAUGUGGAUAGUUACGUUGAUGCUUGUCGCACAAAGUUCGGCUGUUUUGAAUCAGAGGGGUUGGAUGAUGACCUAACAGGUCUGCCCCACCCCAUACGAGAGAGCAUCUCUGUUCUACGUAAACACGUCUAUAUUCCACUGUCUGAUGUCCAGAUUGAGCAGGAAGAGAAAAUACAGCAGCAGAGAAGAUCCCCUCUCACGAAGGACGUGCCGUUGCCUGUCAGGGAGGGACAAGCGGAGAAGCUGUAUCAGAUCCUCCUCCCAAACCUUCCUCAGUAUCUCAUUGCACUGCUCAAGGUCUUGUUGGCAGCUGCUCCAACUUCAAGGUCUCGCAAUGACUCACUGAAUAUCCUGGUGGACCUGCUCCCUCCGGACGCUCCUAGUAGUAACAGAGACAACACUCUCAUCACCGUGGAUAUCAAUAGGCACAAGGAGAUCAUUGUCAAGGCAAUAUCGGCCACUCUCCUGUUACUACUCAAACAUUUCAAGGUGAACCACAUCUACCAGUUUGAGUAUGUGAGACAGCACCUCGUGUUCGCCAACUGCAUACCACUCGUACUAAAGUUCUUCAACCAGAACGUCAACCAGUACGUGUCGUCGCGAAACAAUUUCACAACGCUCAACUACCCACGCUCCGUCCUCUACCCUCAAGAUGCGGAGGCUACCUCCGACAUUGUGGACAGCUCUACCACAGAAAUCGGAUACUGCUGGAGAAAUCUCUUCAGUUGUAUCAAUUUGAUGAGGCUGUUGCAAAAGUUGACAAAAUGGAAGCAUUUUCCCACUGUCAUGUUGGUGGUGUUUCGCUCUGCUCCUAUUCUAAAGAGAGCGCUUAAAGUACGACACCCGAUGAUGCAGCUGUAUAUUCUCAAGAUACUUAAGGCUCAGACCAAGUACCUCGGUCGUAGCUGGCGAAGGACCAACAUGAAAAUCAUUUCGGCCAUCUACAGACGUGUUCGUCAUCAUCUCCAUGACGACUGGGCCUACGGCAACGACCUCGAUGCAAAGCCUCGAGAUUUCCAACAGCAAGAGUGCAUUUUGAAAUCUUGUAUUGAGAAAUUUAACAGCACUUAUUACGACAGCCAGGCUCCUGUGUCUACUGUAGUAGGGGAAUCCCCUAAUGAAGGGGGUGGGCUGGGGGCGUCGGCUCCAGGAGUGGGCGGAGAUACGGGUGCACUGGAAGAGGAGGACAUGUUUGACAAACCUUUAAACACAAACUACUUGAGCAUUCUUGGGCAAAAGAUGGAGCUGAGUGAUAUCUGGAAGGCCAAGUAUGAGGAGUGGCUGGAAGUGGAGGUGUUUUCAAACCCUCGCGACUGGGACACCAUUAUCUCAUCACCCACUGCCUUCCUAGAGUGUAAAGCCAUGGAACUAUAAACUGUCACUAUAGUGAUUUUAAUCAGAUAUAAUAUGAUGCUACAUUCAUUUUGUAACGCUAUGCCAGUUCAAAUUCUCUGUUUAUGUUAUAGCAUGCAUUGAUUUAGCUGUGCUCUUGUAUUGAAUAUUGUAUUUAUUUCCAAUUCCACAUUUGUAUAUAUUUUCCCAUAAUUAUACCAGAGCUAGACCAUGCCACUUCAUGAUCAAUUUUCUUGGCUUGUUGUUCAGUGCUUUGCAUGUAUACGUAUUCAGUUGUAUAAUAAGGGCUAAGAGAUAUGUGUGUUGCACAAUGCAGGAUGUAUGCGUGGGUGUUAUUGUAGUAUAUCAAGAGUUCAUUCUUGACUGUAUAAUUAUAGAAGUGUGGAUCAACUCUUAGAUUUACCAGAAAGGCAGACUGUAUAAAUUAAAUAAAUAAUGCAAGCCAAUAAUAUGUUGUCCUUAACUGCAGUAGCAGCUCUGCUGUGCUCAAUAUCUGUUCAACAAAUUCAUUCCCUAGCUGACUGUUACACUACGGAAGUCUUUAGUUGCGCGGGGAAUGCGAGUGCAGUGGUCAACUCUGGGACCGAGUGUUGUGAUAGAGGGUAUUUGGCUUAUCAAACACAAGGAGCAGAGGUCUGUGUAGUAUGCUCAAUGAAUGUGAUAUGCUACGGGACCAGUACAUGCCAGGACAGUGGUUUGGGACUGGAUGCAAUGGCGUCAAUUGACUCGUGCUGUACCAACACCAUUGGUGGACUAUCGUACGUGAAUUCCGCUGGAAACUGUAUGACAUGUGAUCCAAGAACUCCGGACCCAACAACCGCUGCACCUACCACCUCCGCACCUACUACCAUGGCAACAACCACCACUGAGGAACUAGCGCCGCUACCUGGGGACAUACAAGUGAUUGGAAGUGAGCUGGGAGGUGCGGCUAAUGUCGGAGCCAUAGUGGGUGGAGUUAUAGGAGGACUGGUAGCUGUGGCGGCCAUCACCACGGUGACUGUAGUAGCCAUUAUUGUACUUGUAAUACGAGCAAGACCGGGUCCAUAAUUAUAUAAUUUUUUCAAUGUUGCGUUUGUUCAUAAUAAUCAAAUAUCAGUCGAAAGUGUAAUCCAACUUUGAAACAGAAAUGACAAAAUUAUUUUAAGAGAAA
Molecule: messenger RNA, 3658 nt
Organism: Halichondria panicea
Lineage: Eukaryota; Metazoa; Porifera; Demospongiae; Suberitida; Halichondriidae
Product: striatin-interacting proteins 2-like
Exons: 17
Coding region: 19-2529 (836 amino acids)
Biological process (GO): cytoskeleton organization
Cellular component (GO): cytosol
Source: RefSeq, a predicted model, not a curated record